Messenger RNA from Drosophila albomicans, 5146 nucleotides. RefSeq names its product exportin-5 (gene Ranbp21). The transcript has 2 exons. Gene Ontology annotation, biological process: RNA export from nucleus; protein export from nucleus. The coding region runs from base 532 to 4236 and encodes 1234 amino acids. Gene Ontology annotation, molecular function: RNA binding; nuclear export signal receptor activity; small GTPase binding. Gene Ontology annotation, cellular component: nucleus; cytoplasm; RNA nuclear export complex. NCBI's taxonomy places the organism in Eukaryota, Metazoa, Arthropoda, Insecta, Diptera, Drosophilidae. The record is from RefSeq and is a predicted model, not a curated record.
CAAAAAAGUAGCCCCCUCCGCAAAAAAAGACACAUUUCAGCAGUCUCUCAAAUAAUUUCAAAUGUGAAGGCACAUUUAUUUUUCGUUUUUGUAUUAUUAUUGUUUGCCUGCGAAUGAGUCUUCUGGCUGGAUGGUGAAAACGUGUUCGCACUCUAAUACUAAAACGUCUGCCCAGUUUGCAAAACGAACGAAAAAACCGAAACGUUGUCUUAUCACAUUCAAUAACUUUUGGCCCUAACCGCAUUAGCGAAAAAAAUUCACUCACCAAACAGAGAAACGCACACACACACACACAUAUACAGCAGCAGACACAUAAGCGCGCGUGCGAGAGGCGGCGGCCUAGCAGCCAAGCAAGGAGCACAAGCAGUAGCGGCAGAAUUUGGCAUUGGCCAAAAUUCGUUUGCUCGUCAGCACCGGCAAAAUUGAGUGGAUUGCCGACUCAGCAAGCAAGGCUUGUGAGAAAAAACGAAGAUCAGCUAGCGAUAAAAAUCAAGACACACAUCUGGCAAAGAGACGAGACAACCGACAGCGAUGUCACAGCAUGGCGUGACUGAGGCGCUGGCCGCCGAACUGGCCAAGGCGGUGGACUUGAUACUACAUCCGAUGACCGUGCAACAGGCACGUCUCGAGGCACACAUGGCCUGCGAACGGUUCAAGGACGAGUCACCGAUGUGCGCCCAGGUGGGACUCUAUUUGGCCAACUCGACACAAUACAAUCAGCAGGUGCGUCACUUUGGACUCCAGCUGAUCGAGUAUACCAUCAAAUUCAAAUGGAAUUGCAUUACACACGAGGAGAAGGUGUACAUCAAGGACAAUGCGAUGAAGAUGCUCAACUCGGGCGUGGGUCCCGCCGAGGAUCGCACACUAAUGCAUUUAAAGGACGCGCUCUCUCGCAUCAUUGUCGAGAUGAUCAAGCGCGAGUGGCCCCAACAGUGGAGCGACCUGUUGCCCGAACUCUCGCUCGCCUGCAACGCUGGCGAGGCACAAACCGAGCUCGUCCUCAUGGUCUUUCUGCGUCUCGUCGAGGAUGUGGCGCUGUUGCAGACCAUCGAAUCGAAUCAGCGACGCAAGGACAUGUACCAGGCGCUGAACAACAACAUGAAUGAUAUCUUCGAGUUCUUUUUGCGACUGAUCGAACAGCAUGUGACGGCAUUUCGUGAGACCACAAGACUGGGCAACUUUCAGCAGGCGAACGCACACAGUCGGGUCGUCGAGAUGGUGCUGCUGACGAUGAGCGGAUUCGUCGAGUGGGUCAGCAUACAACACAUCAUGUCCAGCAAUGGCAAACUGAUGCAUUUCCUCUGCAUACUCCUCAACGACAAAGCAUUCCAGUGCAAUGCCGCCGAGUGUCUCGGCCAGAUUACCAAUCGCAAGGGUCAAACGAAGGAGCGCAAGCCGCUGCUGCAUCUGUACGGCGAGGAGCCGCUGCGCUACAUUUACACCGCCAGUCAAAUGCAACCAGAUCUGAGCAGCGCUCAGUCGAUCGAGCAACAGCACACGUUCCUCAAGAAGCUCCUCCAGAUGCUUAAUGGCCUGGUGCAGCAGCUGGUCGCACUCUGGGGCAAGGAGGAAGGCAUCCAGCGACCGGCGCAUCUUGAGAUAAUGUUUGAGUGCCUGCUGCUGCUCGUGCAGCAUCCGUCGCUGAGUGUCGCACACGGAGCGGCUCUCAAUUGGCAGCUGCUGCUGAAGCACGAGGGCUGCUCCAAGGAUUACCUGAUGGUCAACUACAUUCCCAAGCUGAUCCACACGAUUGCGCCGCGCAUCGUGAAGCUGCCAUAUCCGCAACAGCAACAACAACAGCAGCUGGGCACCACCGAUUACUACAUACAGCUGGAGUACGACAGCGAGGAGGAGUUUGCCGUCUAUUUCUUUCGCUGUCGCACCGACUUCCUCGAGAUCUUUCGCCAGGCGACGCUCGUCCAGCCGUUGGUCACCUACGGCUACUGCGAACAGUGGCUGCAGUCGCGUCUGCGCCUAACACAAGCCUCGCCCGACAACGGCAACUGCAGCGUCCAUGAUCCCAUGUACCUGGAGUGGGAUGCGCUUGUCUGUGUGCUCGAUGGCGUCCUCAGUCGCAUACUUUUGGUGUCGGAGCGUCCGUCGGUGGCGAAUGGACUGAGGCUGCUCGGCGAUUGCCUCAAACUGGAGACACAGAAUCCCCUCAUCUAUUCCAUACUGUUGUCCUGCAUCUCGGCGCUGUUCGUCUUCCUCAGCAUGUCCUCCUGCCAGCUGACCUCCAACAAUUGCGUGGCCAUGAGCGGAGUGGCGCUCCUUCCCCGCGUCCUCGACAAGAUCUUUCGCGCUCUGGUGCUGAAGCCACCCAACGAACAAGAGCGUGUGCAGCUCAAGGCGGCCAAGAAUUUGCGACGUCAUGCGGCUUCGCUGCUCGUCAAAUUGGCGCACAAAUAUCCGCUGUUGCUGCUCCCGGUGUUCGAGCAGAUCAACACGCACGUCGAGUGUUUGCUCAAGGAUCCCGCUUCGGGUGCGCAGCUGGAUCGCUUGAUGCGCACCACGCUUCAGGAGGCGCUCAUCCUCAUCUCGAACCACUUUGGGGAUUUUGAGCGUCAGACUCUCUUCAUCGAGCACAUCGUGCAGCAGAAGCGCAACGAGUGGCUGCACUUUGGGGACGCCUUCAAGUCGCCGCUUCAAUUCAUGCACUACAUUGGACUGGACAAACCCCCCGUGCUGAACAUCGAGAGUGAUCCAUCUGUGGCGCAUCGCAUGCGCAUCCUAGACGCUCUGCACGUUGUCCUCGGUGUGAUUAAGCGCUGCACUUGGCCCGACGAUCCGGAUCGGGCGCAGCGAGGUGGCUUUGUCAUCGGGUGCACCGAUGUCGGUAAUCCCAUUUGCCGCAAUCCCGCUACCAAUCAUGUGGUGCCGUUGCUAUCGCAUGUACUCAGCCUGAUGCGUGUCCUCAACGAACUGUUUCGCCCCGAAGCGUUGGCAGCGCUCUCCGAAGGCUAUCGGAAUAUCCACGGCAUGCUCGAGCACGAGAAGAAGCUGCUGAUGGCGAUCUGUGCGGUGCCCGCCGACCCCCUGGACACCACCAUCAAGACCGAGCCGACGGCUUUCGAGAAGAUGCAAUCGUUCAUGUCGCUGGUCACCGAGGGCUGUUACCAUCUGAUGGGGAGCGCGGGUCCCUCGCUCGGUCGGGAUCUGUACCAGCUGGUGGGACUGUCGGAUGCCAUCAUCUCGAAUGUGUUCAGUUGCGUGGACAUCAUACCCGACUAUCGCCUGCGUCCUAUCAUUCGGGUCUUCUUCAAACCCUUCGUCUACUCGUGCCCGCCCAGUUUCUAUGACUCGGUGCUGGUGCCGCUGUUCGCCCACCUCACCCCGCUGAUGUGCGAGCGUCUGACGCGCCGUUGGCACUACAUCUCGGCGUUGUACGAGUCCGGGCAGCUAAACGGAGAUGCCACCGACACCCAGGAGGUGCUCGAGGAUCAGCUGAAUCGCACCCUGACCCGCGAAUAUCUCGAUGUGCUGAAGAUCGCAUUGGUCGGUGGUCAAAUUGGCGCUGAUCACGUGAGCGCCGCCGGCGGUGCCAAUGUGGUGGCCAUGGAGAACGAGGAGCAUUCGAUGGACAGUGCACCGCAGACGCGUGCCUCACAGACGGCGCUCCUCUCGGACAUCAUCUCGGAUCUGGGCAGCAAGUUGCUGCGCCACGGACACAUCAGCAACUACAUACUGAUGACGCUGCUGAAGGCGAUCGCGUGGAACGAUGGAAUGUGCAGCAUGAAGGCGGUGAACAUUGCGGCGCCGGUGAUGCGAUUCCUGGCCGGGGAGCAGCUGAUGGACGAGAAUAAGGCGGUGAGCGCAUUCACCGCAGUCCUGCAAGGGAUGCAGGUGCAUGGCCAGCACGAGGCCAAUCAAUCGGGACUGAUCACGCUGGGCGUGCAGUUCUACGAGCUGCUGCGUCCCAAGUUCCCCAUCCUGAGCGAGGUGCUCCAGCACAUUCCCAGCGUCAACGCGGCGGACGUGCAGAAGUUCGACGAGAAGAUCUCGGUGGCGCCUGUCAAGGGCAACAAGGUGGAUCGGGCCAAGAAGGACAUAUUCAAGAAGCUAACCGCACAGCUGGUGGGACGCAGCGUGAAUCAAUUGUUUCGCCACGAGGUGCAGAUUGCAAAUUUACCGCCAAUGCCGAAGCCAGCCGCAGUCGGUGGAGGAGCUGGCUCAAAGGACAUCAUGGACAGCAAUCAGAACUCGCAUUUGGGCAAGCUCUUUGGCAGCGAGAAGUGACAUCGUCGAGGAGGCGGCGACAGAGGCGGAGCAGCGAUCACGACUGAAGUUAAAUUAAUUGUUACACUAGUUAAACAUGUUACGACAUGUGAUUGAGCGAGUGUGAGAGACAGCACACGCGAACGAGCGAGAGAGAGGCAGCUAUACACACACGAUAGAGAGAGAUAGAAAGGAAGAGGUUUCUAAAGGUAGCUUUAAUAUUCAUUGCGCAGUUCCUUCAACAGUUUUAGGAUCUACUUCCUACACACCCUUCUCUCUGUCCCCUCUUUUAAACUGUCUUUUGAUCCUCCUCAUUGUUAUUUAUUGAUUCACACACACACAACACACACACUCACAAAUUCGUUGUGUAUUUUUUUGAUUUUUUUGCACAAAAUUUAAAAUUCAGAAACCAAGUGAAAAGAAACACCGAAGCAAAUCCAAGAUUUAAAUCGAAUCAGUUAUACAUAUACAUACGAUUAUUAUUAUAAUAAUAUUGUACCGGAAAGGGAAAGAGAGUGAGCGAAAGAGAAGCAUAGAGAGGGAAAGAGAAAAACGUUAUUUUAGCCUAGAGGAAUGAAUAUGAAAAUAUCUAUUCAACUCUAUUUUUUAUUUUUUUUUUAGUUGUGUAUAUUGCAUGAGAGAAAAGUUAAGAGAACUACUCCCUAUAUGAUAAUAUUGUAUAUUGUAUUUAUAUAUAUAUAAAGUGCAUAUAUAUCGUCGAUAUAUGGAUAUUGAAGCAACUUUGAAAUGACGCUUAGAGUUUACAAAUUAAGAAACUAGAGGCAGGACAGUUAUUAUUAUAUAAUAAAUGCAUCUUGUAUAAAUGGACACAAACACACACACACACAGAUUAAAAUCGGGAUAGAAUUGCGGGAUAUAUUUACAAUAUUCUUCACAACAUGGAAAUAAUAAUAAAAAAAAAAAAAACAAA